UCACCGAACCGGAAGUAGACCGCUAGAGUCAGCGGGAGGGAAAUUUUGAAAGUAGUUGGGUGUGUGCAGUUAAGUUUAAUGGUCGUAUGUCAGUACACAACCGUUGACUUUUAGCCCAGUUCCUUUGGAUAUUUUCAAGGCAUUUAUUUUAACUCAAAAAUGGAGAGGGAGGCGGCUGCACCAGACGUCGUGGUGGCUGAUUUGGAGUCUUAUGUUAACGUUGAAUUCGACAUAGAAAACAACAACAUGUCUGCUGUUACUCAAGCCCUGUUUCAGAAUGAAGGCAGUGCUGAGGAUGAAGAUGACAGUGAUGAUGAUGGUGAUGAUGACAGUGGCACAGACCACUUUGGCACAGAGAAGUCAGGGACUCAGCUGCAGAGAUGUGAGCGCCAUGCAGGGAUGAAUUCAAAUCUCCCGGACACUUUUCAGACCAGUUGCCUCCUGUUCUAUGAGAGGUUCAAAGCAUAUCAGGACUACAUGCUGGGUGACUGUAAGCCCUCUGAGGUGAAGGCCUUCACAGCCGAUUACCUGGAGAAGGUUGUGGAACCAUGUGACUGGCAGGCUCUGUGGUCCACUAAUGUCUUUGAUGUUCUGGUGGAGGUAUGUGACAUAGACUUUAAAGAUCUGAAAGCGUGUGUGAAGCUGGUGCUGCCUCUGCAGUGCGAGGCCAAAGGCUGUGAACUCAAUGAGGAGUCCAUGAAGUCUCUGCUGGAGGCCACACAGCACAGAGUCCUGCUGCAGGAGCUUCAGGUGGUCUAUGAUGAGUCGGGAGACUUUGACGAGACUGCCCUCGCCAUAGAACAUUUGAGAUUUUUCUACAAGCACAUCUGGAGGCAGUGGGAUGAAGAAGAUGAGGAUGAUGAUUUUGACUACUUUGUCCGUUGUGUAGAGCCUCGUCUCAGACUACACUAUGACAUCUUGGAGGACAGAGUCCCGGCAGGUUUAGUGGCAGAGUACCAGUCUUUAUUGGAAAACUGCUCCCAGUGCUUUCAGCAGUUCUCUGCGCUGCGUAGCGGCCUGAGCAGUGACUCAGACUCUGAGCUGGACAACGUGUCUAUGGUGGAGGGCCUGAAGCUCUAUGAUCAGCUGGAAACAUUGAAGCGCAAGCUGCAUAUCAUUGAAAACCCCUUGUUAAGGUAUGUGCUCGGCUAUAAAGGUAAUGCCAGGCAGCAAUGUGUGCAGAGCCGUGGACCCAGAACAUCAGGUGUCAAGGUGGUUCAUGUGGUCUCAUCGUCUUGCACCACGAUCCAGCUCCAGUCCCUCCUCAAUGACAGGUUGCUUCCUCUGUGUUCCAAUGAGGACUCUGAAAUUCAGUUUCACAGAGACCCUGUAUCAGCUGUGGAUUCAUGCCAUGAGGGCGACAUGGUCAUUGUUCUCCCAGGUGUCUACAGUGUUACCAGCUCCAUGGUCCUACCAGACUCCAUCACAAUAGAAGGCUUCGGACUUCCUGACGAAGUGGUGAUUGAGAAGAAAAACAAAGGAGAUUCAUUUGUGGAGUCCACAGGAGCCAAUGUCAAAAUGUCCAACAUCAAGUUCAUUCAGCACGAUGCUAUUGAGGGCAUUCUGUGUGUGCGUCAGGGAAAUCUGUACAUGGAGAACUGUGUGCUACAAUGUGAGACCACUGGGGUUAUUGUCCGAACAUCCGCUCAUCUCACUAUGAACAUAUGUGACCUCUAUGGCUCCAAGGGGGCUGGUGUGGAGAUCUACCCCGGCAGCGUAUGCAGUCUGAUUGGAAACGGCAUCCACCACUGUAAGGAUGGAAUCCUCAUCAAGGACUUUGCUGAUGAGUUGGAUGUGAUGCCGUCUAUCACCAUGGAAAACAACGUGAUCCACAACAAUGAAGGCUACGGAGUGAUUCUAGUGAAACCCAGUAACAUGGGCGACAAAAAAGUCCCUACUGAGAGAAGCGAAGACAAUGCUGGACAGAUGGCUGAAGAGAAACAGCAGGAAGGAGUUACAGAUCCUCACAUCAACGCCGCCUCAUCAGCAGCUCCAACUGCCGGCAACUCCAGAGAUGUUCAGGCUGAGUCCGCGGACGUCGGCAACGGCACAGACGGCGACGCACCUGCCACCUCGUCAAAGAAGUGGCAGUUCUGUCGGCAACUGAGCAGAAACAAGGAGACGUCCUGCAGCCGAGCCGUGCAGGACCUCAUGGACCAUGAGAUAUUUGUCUCCAUCCAAGGAAACCAGUUCAGACGUAACGGCAUGGGCGACUUUGGCACCUUUUUCUACUGAUAAAAGUAUUGACUAUUCAGAAAGCUGGAGGUUAAUACUAACAAGCAGCACUAAGAAAUGUCUUUUAAGAUCCGCUAUGUUCAAGCAAUAUUAUUCUGCAGCAUGCUUUUGUCAUGGAAUACAUAUUGCUGGGAAUUAUUUCUGCUUUGGACUGAGUUGACUCACCUCAUUAGCUGUUCUGCAAAGAUGCCCGCAACAUAGGAAGUGCCUUUGUGAAUUUCUAGAAACUCUGACUUCCAUCCUUUUGAGCCAGCAGUGAUGUGAUCCACACUUGCACAAAUGCUUUUAUCUUAUUUAUUCCUUUGGGCUCUCAGUGAAAAAUUUAAGACAUUUUUAUUAUUUUUAGUAGUGUAAAGGACACUUGUCACUUUGAUUGCAUGUUCUGAUUUAUGAUCUAAUAAAUUUUUGUUAUGCUUAAGGUGGCGGCUUGAUAAGUCCAGUGCACUGUUUAUAACACAGAGUUCCUGUCAUGUUCACAAAUAUACUGUGUUUCCAUUGUUAGUGUGAGUUCUGUUGUUUUCACAUGUUCCCUUGGGUGUUUUUUAAAGUUAGGGUGAUGUAUUGAGGGGAGUUCACAAGCCCAGAUGAUGGUCUUAAACUCAUCACCAGGUAUAAGCUUAGGGUGUAUGUUGAAACUGAUAAUAGGACUUAGUUACAAACUGCUACUUAUGUAAACUGUUAGUAUAAUGGAGUGCUUGGAGAUUAAAAAGUGGCUCUUAAAACCUUAGUAUGUGUUGGUGCAGUGAUGUAAUCCUAUUUUAUCUGUCCUGGUGUAACACCUUGGCCUGAACCUGAACCUGUCAUUGUGUCGUCUGUGUUGAACUCAUGGAGGGUUGUGCAGGGUUGGUAUUGAAAUGCAGUUGUCUGUUUGAUGUGCAAUCAGCAGCACAAAGGGUAAAGCCAUGGGAUUUGAGGCUCGGUAGAGACAAAAAUAGCCUCAUUGAAUUUUGCAUGUACCCAUCAUAAAAUUGACUGCAAAAGUAAUUCUACCGAGUACUUUAGACUCUUCAGUUCCCUGUCGUUGGCUCUCACAGGCUGCACACAAGUAGUGGAAUGUAACUAAGUGAAGCCAAAGUAUCAAUUUAAAGUAUUUUACACUUAGUUUUUUCCAUUUUCUGUAACUGUGUACUUAACUACAUCUGAGGCAAAUAUUCUCCUAUUCACCGACUCCACAACAUUUUUGUGACAGCUUUUGUCCCGUCAGAUUGCAGUUUACUUUUUUUUUUUUAAUCUCCGUCUGUCCAUUGAGAGCCACAGAUCCCCAAAUGUGUUUAAUUUGAUCAGUUGUGAUGAAGUUAAAUGUUUCCUUAUGAGUUGAGUGUCAAAUUCUCCUCCAUAUGUUAAAUAAACUCU
Molecule: messenger RNA, 3588 nt
Organism: Sphaeramia orbicularis (orbiculate cardinalfish)
Lineage: Eukaryota; Metazoa; Chordata; Actinopteri; Kurtiformes; Apogonidae
Gene: shcbp1
Product: SHC SH2-domain binding protein 1
Exons: 13
Coding region: 160-2235 (691 amino acids)
Biological process (GO): fibroblast growth factor receptor signaling pathway
Source: RefSeq, a predicted model, not a curated record